Messenger RNA from Mandrillus leucophaeus (drill), 2012 nucleotides. It is a transcript of the gene CHST10, whose product is annotated as carbohydrate sulfotransferase 10. The record is from RefSeq and is a predicted model, not a curated record. Gene Ontology annotation, biological process: proteoglycan biosynthetic process; carbohydrate biosynthetic process. Gene Ontology annotation, cellular component: membrane. Gene Ontology annotation, molecular function: sulfotransferase activity. Lineage: Eukaryota; Metazoa; Chordata; Mammalia; Primates; Cercopithecidae. Bases 160 to 1374 code for a protein of 404 amino acids. The transcript is spliced from 7 exons.
AUGCAAUAAGAAGGCGUCCUUGUACGGGAUACUGUGACCCGCGGAAUUAUUGAUACUUGUGCGAGCCUACGAUUUACUUCUUUCAUCCUUGGCUGAGAAUUUGCCUUUGUAAUUGUCGAUGGAGAGAGGAAGAAAGGGUUCCGCUCGGGCCCAAGGAGCAUGCUGAGGAGGGCAGGGAAGAAGGAGCAUGUGCAGCCUCAUGACAAGAGGAACCAAGAACCUCAGUUCAGGGGAAACACAGCAAGGAAAUGUGAGCCCCAGGCUGCAGAAGGAAGAGUCAGUGAAUGGCUGCAGUGUGACAACAUGCACCACCAGUGGCUGCUGCUGGCCGCGUGCUUUUGGGUGAUCUUCAUGUUCAUGGUGGCUAGCAAGUUCAUCACGUUGACCUUUAAAGACCCAGAUGUGUACAGUGCCAGACAGGAGUUUCUGUUCCUGACAACCAUGCCGGAAGUGAGGAAGUUGCCAGAAGAGAAGCACAUUCCUGAGGAACUGAAGCCAACUGGGAAGGAGCUUCCAGACAGCCGGCUCGUUCAACCCCUGGUCUACAUGGAGCGCCUGGAACUCAUCAGAAACGUCUGCAGGGAUGACGCCCUGAAGAAUCUCUCGCACACUCCCGUCUCCAAGUUUGUCCUGGACCGAAUAUUUGUCUGUGACAAGCACAGGAUUCUUUUCUGCCAGACUCCCAAAGUGGGGAACACCCAGUGGAAGAAAGUACUGAUUGUUCUGAACGGAGCCUUUCCUUCCAUUGAGGAGAUCCCCGAAAACGUGGUGCACGACCACGAGAAGAACGGCCUUCCUCGGCUCUCUUCCUUCAGUGAUGCAGAAAUUCAGAAGCGAUUGAAAACAUACUUCAAGUUUUUUAUUGUAAGAGAUCCCUUCGAAAGACUUAUUUCUGCAUUUAAGGAUAAAUUUGUUCACAAUCCCCGGUUUGAGCCUUGGUACAGGCAUGAGAUUGCCCCUGGCAUCAUCAGAAAAUACAGGAGGAACCGGACGGAGACCCGGGGGAUCCAGUUUGAAGAUUUCGUGCGCUACCUGGGCGAUCCGAACCACAGAUGGCUAGACCUUCAGUUUGGGGACCACAUCAUUCACUGGGUGACGUAUGUGGAGCUCUGUGCGCCCUGUGAGAUAAUGUACAGUGUGAUUGGACACCACGAGACCCUGGAGGACGAUGCCCCCUACAUCUUAAAAGAGGCUGGCAUUGACCACCUGGUGUCAUACCCGACCAUCCCUCCGGGCAUCACCGUGUAUAACAGAACCAAGGUGGAGCACUAUUUCCUGGGCAUCAGCAAACGAGACAUCCGACGCCUGUAUGCACGUUUCGAAGGGGACUUUAAGCUCUUUGGGUACCAGAAACCAGACUUUUUGCUAAACUAAUGCAUAGGACCUAUGAAUUCAAAUAUCUCUGUUAGACCUGGGGCUAACCAGGUGGAGGUCGAAGCCCAGAAAUGACCCUUUCUCCACCACACCCCUCCUUUUAGGAUGCCUGGGGUCUCCCACAGGGCUGUGAGUUGCUCGACAUAUGACUCAGGACCCUGACUGUUACAGCUUAGUUCGGAUGUAAGAUGCUCUGAGGACCCUGCCCCCACCCCUGCCAUUGUCAUUAGGAUGUUGCUGGCCUUUGCUUACCUCAUAGGGGAGAGAAGACUUAAGAUUUGCAGUUUGACAGCCCAGCAGGGAGGACGCAUCACACAGCGUUAGGAGCCAUUUCCCUCAGAUGUCAAGGAAGGGGAUGCCCCUGAGGUUCUCCUGGCUAGUUGGGGUGGCCUCACCUGUCACUGGGUCACUGGUUGGUUGCAGGAACAGCACCCAGCACUCUGAGGAGGGACAGAGAAGCAAGGGGACUGCUGAAACCACAGAGGCUUUUGCAGCAUCAGAUCUGAGGAAUAAAGCGGCACCUCUGGCCUUCAUCUGGGUGCUGCUACGACUGUGGAGGCAAAGCAUUCUUUCUGUGACUGUUUUGUUCCCGUGGUCAGCGAUAGCCAGAGGGUGGUGUGGUGUGUGGGGGUCCAUCU